Molecule: messenger RNA, 4069 nt
Organism: Peromyscus leucopus (white-footed mouse)
Lineage: Eukaryota; Metazoa; Chordata; Mammalia; Rodentia; Cricetidae
Gene: Sox9
Product: SRY-box transcription factor 9
Exons: 3
Coding region: 382-1905 (507 amino acids)
Biological process (GO): morphogenesis of an epithelium; heart development; negative regulation of transcription by RNA polymerase II
Cellular component (GO): nucleus
Molecular function (GO): DNA-binding transcription factor activity, RNA polymerase II-specific; RNA polymerase II cis-regulatory region sequence-specific DNA binding
Source: RefSeq, a predicted model, not a curated record
ACCCUGGGCUGGGAGUCGGAGAGCCGAGAGCGCUGCUCGGAACUGCCUGGAAACUUCAGUGGGGCGACAACUUUUACCAGUUUCAGUCCAGGAACUUUUCUUUGCAAGAGAGACGGGGUGCAAGUGGCCCCGGUUUUGUUCUCUCUCUUCCCUUCCUUCUCCUCCUCUCCGAAUCGCCUUCCCCGGGUUUGGAGCGGGCAGCUGAGUACCGGACACCCAGCGCCUCUGCUAAGUGUCCACAGUCGCAGCCCGGUGACGCACCAACCUCCCCGGGAGCCGCUCGCUCGGCGUCCGCGUCCGGGCAGCCGAGGGAAGAGGAGCCCUAGCCGCCGCGGCUUCUCGCCUUUCCCAGCCACCCGCCCCCCUGCCCCGGGCUCGCGUAUGAAUCUCCUGGACCCCUUCAUGAAGAUGACCGACGAGCAGGAGAAGGGCCUGUCCGGCGCCCCUAGCCCCACCAUGUCCGAGGACUCGGCUGGCUCGCCCUGCCCCUCGGGCUCGGGCUCCGACACGGAGAACACGCGACCCCAGGAGAACACGUUCCCCAAGGGCGAGCCGGAUUUGAAGAAGGAGAGCGAAGAAGACAAGUUUCCCGUGUGCAUCCGCGAGGCGGUCAGCCAGGUGCUGAAGGGCUACGACUGGACGCUGGUGCCCAUGCCGGUGCGCGUCAACGGCUCCAGCAAGAACAAGCCACAUGUCAAGCGGCCCAUGAACGCCUUCAUGGUGUGGGCGCAGGCUGCACGUAGGAAGCUGGCGGACCAGUACCCGCAUCUGCACAACGCCGAGCUCAGCAAGACUCUGGGCAAGCUCUGGAGACUGCUGAACGAGAGCGAGAAGAGACCCUUCGUGGAGGAGGCGGAGCGGCUGCGCGUGCAGCACAAGAAAGACCACCCCGAUUACAAGUACCAGCCACGGCGGAGGAAGUCGGUGAAGAACGGGCAGGCAGAGGCCGAGGAGGCCACGGAACAGACUCACAUCUCUCCUAACGCCAUCUUCAAGGCGCUGCAAGCCGACUCCCCGCACUCCUCCUCCGGCAUGAGCGAGGUGCAUUCCCCAGGCGAGCACUCCGGGCAAUCUCAGGGUCCACCGACCCCACCCACCACUCCCAAAACCGACGUGCAAACUGGCAAAGUUGACCUGAAGCGAGAGGGGCGCCCUCUGGCAGAGGGGGGCAGACAGCCCCCCAUCGACUUCCGCGACGUGGACAUCGGUGAGCUGAGCAGCGACGUCAUCUCCAACAUCGAGACCUUUGACGUCAAUGAGUUUGACCAAUACUUGCCGCCCAACGGCCACCCGGGGGUGCCGGCCACACACGGGCAGGUCACCUACACUGGCAGCUACGGCAUCAGCAGCACCGCAGCCACCCCUGCCACCGCUGGCCACGUGUGGAUGUCAAAGCAGCAGGCGCCUCCCCCUCCUCCGCAGCAGCCCCCGCAGGCCCCGCAAGCCCCGCAGGCGCCUCCGCAGCCGCAGGCCCCCCCGCAGCAGCAGCAGGCACCCCAGCAGCAGCAGGCACACACGCUCACCACCCUGAGCAGCGAGCCGGGCCAGUCCCAGAGAACGCACAUCAAGACGGAGCAGCUGAGCCCCAGCCACUACAGCGAGCAGCAGCAGCACUCUCCGCAGCAGAUCGCCUACAGCCCCUUCAACCUUCCGCACUACAGCCCCUCCUACCCGCCCAUCACGCGCUCGCAGUACGACUACACCGACCACCAGAACUCCGGCUCCUACUACAGCCACGCAGCGGGCCAGGGCUCGGGGCUGUACUCCACAUUCACUUACAUGAACCCCGCGCAGCGCCCCAUGUACACCCCCAUCGCUGACACCUCCGGGGUCCCUUCCAUCCCGCAGACCCACAGCCCGCAGCAUUGGGAACAACCGGUCUACACACAGCUCACCAGACCCUGAGGAGCCCUUGAAGAGGGAUGGUGAGGGAGCUGAUCAUUAAAAAAAAAAAAAAAAGAAGAAGAAGAAGAAAAAGAAGAAGAAAGAAAGAAAGAAAUAGCCGAAGAAAUCAAGAACCAAUUGAAAUUCCUUUGGACACUUUUUUUUUUUUUUUUGUCGUUGUCCCUAUUUCUUAAAGACAUGUAAGCGAAGGUAACUAGUGCUGAGAUUCCAGAGAGAGACAUUGGGACUUUAUCCGAGCCCAUGCCAACCUAUUGCAAAUAGUCGGGUCACUCAUGGCCAGAUGGACCCACCUGAAUCAUCGAGGAAGGACUUGGGUCCUUCAGAGUCAACGUGGAGGACGAUUGGAGAAUCUCCCUGCCUGUUUGGACUCUGUAAUUAUUUUUUAGCCGUAAUUAAAGAAAAAAAAAAGUCCUCUGUGAGGAAUAUUCUCUAUUUUAAAUACUUUUAGUAUGUACUGUGUAUGAUUCAUUACCAUUUUGAGGGGAUUUAUACAUAUUUUAGAUGCAAAAUUAAAUGCUCUUAUUUUUCCAACAGCUUAACUACUCAUAGUUCAACAGUGGCCCCAAGCCUUCCUUGCAACCAGAAUAUUUGUGUACAGAUUUGCUUUCUCCUAAACAAACAAACAAAAAAACAAAAAACAAAAAAAAAAAACAGAAAAAAGAAAAAGAAAAAAAAGUGUGUUGUUAUAGUAACAUAAAAAAAUACACAGAAUUUUGUUACAUCAUCAGUUUUGGGGGUGAGCUUUGGUUAAUUCUCCAGGCUCUCGGAUUUCAGGAGCAGCUGCCUUAAAAAAAAAAAGAAAGAAAGAAAGAAAGAGAAAAAGAAAGCCUUAUUUUGCAAUAAGGGGGAUAAAUAUAGAGAACAUUGGUGACCUUUAUCAUAAAUAUACAUAUAUAUAUUUUUUGAACAAGAAGAAAAACACCUUGAGCCUUAAAACCCCCGCUGCUGGGAAAAUACAAAUGCUGUUCCUAGAACAUUCACAUGGUGCCUUUGCUUGCCGGCUGCAGCCUCAGAAGGAAAGCCAAGAGCAAGCGAAGGAGACCCAAUCUUCUUGGGGAAGAUUUUUUUUUUCAAGCAGCCUGUAAGUGCCCGAGCACAUUGCCCCCUGGUUGCCUGCCUGGGCCCCAUGUGCACAGCAGAUGCUGGAGCAAAAGGGCCCUGCUCAGACUGUCACCUGUGCCUCCCUGAACACCAGCAUUUAACCGUCAAGACAUUCCACGUGCUAAAAUUAUUUAUUUUGUAAGGAGGAGUUUUCAUUUUUUAAGAAAAAAAAAUCUCCUUCCUUUUUUUUCCUUUUUUUUCUUUUUUCUUUUCUUUUUUUUUUUUUUUUAAUUUACUGUCUUUAAGGUAGAUUGUUGGAGCCUUCCUCAAAGGGUAUGGUCAUCUGUUAAAUUAUGUUCUUAACUAUAACCAUUUUUUAAUUUAUCUUUAAUCUUUUUUAUUAUUAAAAGCAAGUCUCUUUGAAUUGUUCAUUCUAGAUUUGUGCAAAUGCUUUUUUGUCCGUCCUUGUGAUGUUUUCCCCCCUCCCAUUUUUUGUUGUUUUUUAUUGUUGGUAACAAACUGGAAACCUGUUUCUCUCUGUCUUGUACAAAUGAGAGGUUACCAAUGCAGGAUGUACAUCACUGAGUCGUUUGCAGAGUUUUCUGCCACAGGCCUUUGGGCUGCCGGGACUGAAUGUGAAAGUGUUCGCGGAUUGUGACAAGGAACAGCGCCAGCCCCUGCAAGCGUGUGUCAUGGAUAAGCCCCUGCCUGCUCUCCUACAGAGAGACUUCACAUCGAACAGACCUUAAUUCUUCCUCACUGCUGUGACUGAAGAGCAUGAGGAUUGCUUUUUUUAAGACGACAGCAGACUUUUUUUUUUAAUUUAAAAAAAAGAUAUAUUAACAGUUUUAGAAGUCAGUAGAAUAAAACCUUAAAGCAUUCUUAUAAUAUGGCAUCUUUCGAUUUCUGUAUAAAAACAGACCUUUUAAAAAAGUAUUUCUGUAACUUAAGAAACCUGACAUUUAAGUCAUAUUUUCUCUUUAGGUAGGGUUUGGUUUGUGUUUGUGUUUUGUUUGUUUCCUUCUCCAAACUUUUUGUUCUCUGUGGAACUCACCUUUCUUUCCUUCCUUUCUUUUUUGUAUAUUAUUGUUUACAAUAAAUAUACAUUGCAUUAAAGUGAAAA